AUGGAAGAAUCUUUAAAGAGAAAGUUGUCUGAGAGUGUUCAAUCAAGUGAAUCGGAGGAUACGAAUAAUCAUCAUAAAAAGUUAAAGACCAAUGGUAAUCAAUCAGUACAGAAUAUAGAUGAGAGUGAGUGUCCAUAUCUGGAUACAAUUAAUAGAAAAGUUUUGGAUUUUGAUUUUGAAAAAGUUUGCUCCGAAACAUUGUCCAAUACUAAUGUUUAUUGUUGUUUGGUUGAUGGAAAAUUCUUUAAAGGAAAAGGAGAGUCUACACCAGCUUAUAUUCACUCACUGAACGAGGAUCAUCACUUAUUUAUGAGUAUUUCUAAUGGAAAAAUAUAUUGUUUGCCUGAUAAUUAUGAAGUGAAUGAUAAGAGUUUGGAGGAUAUUAAAUUUAAUUUGAAUCCAACAUAUUCUGAGAAGGAUGUCGAGGAAUUGGAUAUUCAAUUGAAAACAGUAACAUCAAUAAGUAAUGGUGCUACAUUCAUGCCAGGUUUUGUUGGAUUAAAUUCAAUCAAACAAUCUACAGAUGGUAUAAAUGUGGCAAUUCAAGCACUUACUAGAAUUAAGCCAGUUAGAGACUUUUUCCUUUUGGAUCAGAAGAAUCUUUCAAAAGUCAAGUCCAGAUCUGUAUUACUAUUUUCUGAAUUGUUAAGAAAAAUUUGGAAUCCUAAAAAUUUUAAGAAUCAUGUAAAUCCUCUAGAAUUUGUACAAAGUAUUUUAUCAAACGCAAAGCAAUUUAAACUAGGAGAAAGUAUAGACCCAGUCCAAUUUUUCACAUGGUUGUUGAACUAUUUACAUGGAGAACUGACUGAUAAUCAACCAAAACAAAAGAGUAUAAUAUCAGAAUCAUUUAGAGGUAGGAUUACAAUCACUUCGAAAGUAAUUAAAAGAAAGAAAUCGGGUGGAGCUGACAAAAAACAAGUGGAAGAAACAACCUCACAAAAUACAACACCAUUCAUGUUUUUGACACUAGAUGUGCCUUCAGCGCCAAUAUUCAAAGAUGAAUAUGAGAGAAAUAUCUUACCCCAAGUUUCGCUUUUCAGUUUGCUUUCGAAAUUCAAUGGUGAGAAGGAAACAGCUGUUCCACUCAAUGAUGGCAAUGUAGAAAUGAGAAAGUACAAGAUUGAAAAAUUACCACCAUAUUUAGUUUUCCAUGUAAAGAGAUUUUCCAAGAACUUUUUCUUUGAAGAGAAGAAUAACACAAUUGUUAACUUUCCUCUCAAUAAUUUAGACAUUAGUGAGAUAGCUCCAGAUUACUCUGGAAGUCAUUACAAUCUUGUUGCCAAUAUUUGUCAUGAUGGAAGUGUCUACAAAAUACAUGUACAUAAUGUUGCUGAAGGAAAGUGGUAUGAAAUUCAGGAUUUGGAUGUAAAGGAAGUCAUUGCUGAAGAAGUGUCAAUUUCUCAGAGUUUCCUUUUGGUUUAUGCAAAACAAUAA
Molecule: messenger RNA, 1434 nt
Organism: Naegleria gruberi
Lineage: Eukaryota; Heterolobosea; Eutetramitea; Acrasida; Naegleriidae
Exons: 1
Coding region: 1-1434 (477 amino acids)
Biological process (GO): protein deubiquitination; spliceosomal complex assembly; mRNA processing
Molecular function (GO): zinc ion binding; cysteine-type deubiquitinase activity
Source: RefSeq, a predicted model, not a curated record